Messenger RNA from Chaetomium fimeti, 537 nucleotides. RefSeq names its product AP complex, mu/sigma subunit. Gene Ontology annotation, cellular component: intracellular membrane-bounded organelle. NCBI's taxonomy places the organism in Eukaryota, Fungi, Ascomycota, Sordariomycetes, Sordariales, Chaetomiaceae. The transcript has 2 exons. Gene Ontology annotation, biological process: vesicle-mediated transport; protein transport. The annotation marks the transcript as partial. The record is from RefSeq and is a predicted model, not a curated record.
AUGAUCAACGCAUUCCUCGUCUUCAACGGCCAAGGCCAGCCGCGCCUAACCAAGUUCUACACCCAGCUCGACACCUCGAUCCAACAACGCCUCAUCUCCGAAAUCUUCACGCUCGUCUCCAACCGCCCACCGGGGUCGUGCAACUUCCUCCCCCUCCCACCCCUGCUCGCCGCAUCAUCAACCACGAACAACGCGGCAGGGGGCGGCGGCCAGGAGCAGAGCGACGUGCCGUCACUAGUAACCUACCGCAACUACGCGACGCUGUACUUCAUCGUCAUCUCGACGUCGACCGAGUCGCCGCUGGCCCUGAUCGACCUGAUCCAGGUGUAUGUGGAGGCGCUGGACCGCUUGUUCGAGAAUGUUUGCGAGCUGGACCUGAUCUUCAACUACGAGACCCUGCAUGCCACGCUGGGCGAGAUGAUUGUGGGUGGGGUUGUGAUCGAGACGAAUAUGGAGCGUAUUGUGGCCGGUGUGAGGGCGCAGGGGACUGUGGCGAAGAGGCCGGUGAAUGAGAGCCGGACUGGUGGGGGGUUGGGU